Penicillium hordei is the source of this 1626-nucleotide messenger RNA. RefSeq names its product putative MFS transporter. Lineage: Eukaryota; Fungi; Ascomycota; Eurotiomycetes; Eurotiales; Aspergillaceae. The transcript is spliced from 9 exons. The record is from RefSeq and is a predicted model, not a curated record. Gene Ontology annotation, molecular function: transmembrane transporter activity. The coding region runs from base 1 to 1626 and encodes 541 amino acids. Gene Ontology annotation, biological process: transmembrane transport.
AUGGCGCCAGUCAUCGACAGCUCAGUCGUUCCUGGCACCGUGACUCUGGUGGACGUGAAUCAUGUCUUACAUACCCGGCACUUGGACCAUGGAGACCGUGACAUAGUAUUGAUCCCUACCCCAUCAAAUGACCCAGAUGACCCCCUCAAUUGGUCUCGAAGACGGAAACUUCUGUCAACUGCUUGCGUGAGCAUCUAUACACUGUUCUCAGGAAUUGCCUGCUCCGUCGUUUACUCAGUGAUUACACCGCUACACGAACAAACGGGAUUGCCCAUCAGUACCUUGAACGAGGGAAGCGGGUACAUGUUCUUGUUGGCCGGCUGGGGCUUGCUGUUUUGGCAACCUUUCGCUAUGCAGUAUGGCAAGCGUCCGACGUACAUGUUGUCAUUGAUAGGAAUCUUGGGUAUGACGAUGUGGGGACCAUACGCAAGCACUAAAGGUCAAUGGCUCGCGCGAAACAUCGUCUUGGGUUUCUUCACAGCACCCGUGGAAGCGCUUCCUCAGAUCUCCGUCACGGACGUGUAUUUCACCCACGAGCGAGGAGCAUACAUGGGUCUUUAUGCAUUCUUCUUAGCAGGAAGUAACUACUUUGCGCCGGUCAUCUGUGGCUUUAUCGCCCAGUACCAGGGCUGGCGAUGGGUAUUCUACUGGCCGAGCAUCUUCGUUGGCUGUGCAACUAUCUUCCUCUUCUUUUUCUGCGAGGAAACAAACUAUACUCGCACACAGCCCGACGAGCCUAGGUCUAUCAUAACCACAGAAUCCCCCAAACUUAGCUCGGACGGCGAAAAGGAGAAAUCUGCCGCUGUUGACAUGGAAGCUGCCGCUGGGGUUAGUAUCAGGUUGGGCCACACCAAGAAGUCGUAUGUGAAGAAAUUGGCGCUUUGGGGACCGAGCCAGGAGCAGAACACUUUGUUCCGGCGACUCUGGCAGUGUAUUUACUUCCUCUCAUGGCCCGUUAUCUUCUACGCUGGCUUCUCUUACGGAUCCUAUCUGGUAUACUUCAACAUCUUGAAUGGAACAGCCUCUAUCAUUCUUGGCGGGGAGCCAUAUAACUUUGGAUCUUCCAUGGUCGGUCUGAGUUAUGUAGCGCCCAUCAUCGGGGCAAUCCUGGCAUCCUUCUUCACUGGCCGAUUCAGCGACUGGCUCACUAUCAAACUUGCCCGCCGGAACAAUGGUGUCAUGGAGGCAGAGCACCGUCUCUGGCCCUUCCUCGCUUGUGUGGUGCUUGUGCCUUGUUCCCUUAUUCUUUGGGGUGUAGGCGCUGCCCAUGAGAUCCACUGGUUUGGGCUCAUUGUUGGAAUGUGCAUUCUGGCCUUCACGAGCACCUGUGGCAUUACGCUUAGUGUCAAUUACUUUAUUGACAGCUACCGAGAGCUGAGUGGCAUUGCCAUGGCUAGUGUGAUUCUGGUUCGAAAUACCAUGUCUUUUGCAAUUGGAUAUGGUAUCACGCCUUGGAUCGAUAACAUGGGGUACCAGAACUGUUUCAUCUCUGCUGCCUUUAUUGGCAUGGCAUGUGCUUCAGUCUUCUUCGUUAUGAUCAGGUUUGGAAAGACAUUCCGCGAACGUUCUCGCGAGCAAUACUGGAAGCUUGUUCAAGAGAACUGGGAGAAGGGCAUGUGCAAUUAG